AUGAACGAACUGACGCCUAUCAGACCGGCUGCAAAUCGUCUAAACCCAAUGUCUACAACACCUGGUCUGGGCGCCGGGUUAUAUACCCACCCUGUUUUUAAGCCAGAGGAUUUCAUGGACGACGCAGCCCUCGACAAUGCUUUGUCUGACGACGAGGAUUUUCUGGAGUCAAUGAACCUUGGCGACCAACUUGGGAAGAUUGAGUCUCAGCCGCCACAGGAGGUGCCUCCCAGAGAGGGUCUUUACUCGACACCCCUGAGUUGGGAAAAGCCAGCGCCUGGACUCAGGAUGAACCCCCUUUUUGGAAUGGGCGGCAUGAACGCACCCAUGCUUGACCCUGAGCAACGGCGACUACUGGCAAUAGCUUUGAACACGGGUGGUCGAUCAUCGGCAACCAGUUUGGGCUCCGGCAUGGGGUUUGGUGUUGGUGCGGAUCUAGGUCCCGAGUUUGCGAGCCUCGAAAAUUUCGACGCAAACAUGGCUACAGGUAAUCUGAGCGACAUUGCCAGAGGCUCCGAACAGUCGGCCCUUGACAAGGGCAAGAACAAGGAAAAGGCCUCUGGAAAGGAGGAAGCCCAGUCGUAUCGGCCCCAAGUAUCCCGAACCGCCACCAAUGCUACUAGCAUAUCUGAAAAGUCCAAAGACAAGGCCAAGUCGGGUGACCGAACGGCGCAUAACGACAUUGAGAGGAAGUAUCGUACCAACCUUAAAGACAGAAUUUCAGAGCUUCGCGAUGCAGUCCCAUCCCUUAGGUCAAUACCCGAGGAGGGAGGUGAAGAUGCCGAGGCAGACAGUCAAUCGCAACGUGGUCCUAAAGUCAGCAAGGGCACCGUCCUUACAAAAGCGACUGAGUAUAUACAUUACCUAGAACGAAGGAACAAGGCCAUCAUGCGCGAGCAUCAGGAACUCGCGAGGCGCCUGCAAGCCUUUGAGCAGCUCUUGAGCGCCCAAGCGCGGCAACCUUUCCCGAUGCCCAAUUACAGCAGAACCCUCUUCGACCCUAGAGGUUUCUGUUGA
Molecule: messenger RNA, 1017 nt
Organism: Colletotrichum higginsianum IMI 349063
Lineage: Eukaryota; Fungi; Ascomycota; Sordariomycetes; Glomerellales; Glomerellaceae
Product: helix-loop-helix DNA-binding domain-containing protein
Exons: 2
Coding region: 1-1017 (338 amino acids)
Molecular function (GO): protein dimerization activity
Source: RefSeq, a predicted model, not a curated record